UAUAUAGUUCCUCUACAAGCUAGUUAGCUUGAUCAUUUUGGGUUUGUCUUUCAAUAAUUUACAGUCUCAUGCCUUUUUUUUUUUUUGAGUAAAAGAGAGAGAGAGAAAGAAAGAAUGGGAAGGGCUCCAUGUUGUGCAAAGGUAGGAUUGCAUAGAGGACCAUGGACUCCUAGAGAAGACACAUUGCUUACUAACUACAUUCAAACUCAUGGUGAAGGCAAUUGGAGAUCUUUGCCCAAAAAUGCUGGUCUUCUAAGAUGUGGUAAGAGUUGCAGAUUGAGGUGGAUGAACUAUCUAAGGCCAGACAUCAAGAGAGGCAACAUCACUCCUGAUGAGGAUGAUCUCAUCAUCCGACUACAUGCCCUUCUCGGCAACCGAUGGUCUCUCAUCGCCGGUAGGCUCCCGGGUCGAACCGAUAACGAGAUCAAGAACUACUGGAACACCCAUCUUAGCAAGAGACUUAGAAGGCAAGGCACUGAUCCCAACACCCACAAAAAACUAUCAGAGCUAGACCAGCAAGUACUCCAACAAUCCCAUAUCAAGAAAAGAAGAAACAACAACAAAAACAACAAGAAGAAGAAGAGUAAUAAUCAGGGGCCCACAGAGAUCGACUCGGCCCAAGAAAAGCCCAAGAUCCAUCUCCCCAAGCCCACUAGGGUUACUGCUAAUUAUUUCUCCAUACCAAGAAAUGAGAGCUUUGCCAUGUCCUCAUCAAGCCAUGGAGAGGAAGCAGUAAAUGUCCCUAAUUGGGGAGAAAAUCCAAAUGGGGUAAGUUUUCUUGGCGGUGAUGAGCUCAUUAAUACUAGUCUAGAGAAGCUCUAUGAGGAGUACAUGGAGCUUCUGAAGAUAGACGGUCAUGAUCAUGAUCAUGACCAAGUUCAAUCACAUAAUUCCUUCGCAGAGUCGUUGUUGAUAUUAUGAAAUUAAAAAAAAAA
Molecule: messenger RNA, 935 nt
Organism: Tripterygium wilfordii
Lineage: Eukaryota; Viridiplantae; Streptophyta; Magnoliopsida; Celastrales; Celastraceae
Product: myb-related protein 308-like
Exons: 2
Coding region: 115-921 (268 amino acids)
Source: RefSeq, a predicted model, not a curated record